AUGGUGCUGAGAAAAGUGGGUAAGUAUGAAAUUGGAAGAACCAUUGGUGAAGGAACCUUCGCGAAGGUUAAGUUCGCUCAGAAUACUGAAACUGGUGAAAGCGUUGCGAUGAAGAUACUCGAUCGUAGCACCAUCAUCAAGCACAAAAUGGCCGAUCAGAUCAAGAGGGAGAUUUCUAUUAUGAAGCUAGUUAGACAUCCAUAUGUUGUUCGCCUUCAUGAGGUUCUUGCCAACCGUACUAAGAUUUAUAUCAUAUUGGAGUUCAUCACAGGUGGUGAAUUGUUUGAUAAAAUUGUACACCACGGGCGUCUCAGUGAAGCUGAAUCUAGGAGAUACUUCCAACAGCUUAUUGAUGGUGUAGAUUAUUGCCAUAGUAAAGGAGUUUAUCAUAGAGAUUUAAAGCCUGAAAACCUUUUACUUGAUUCACUAGGAAAUAUGAAGAUUUCAGAUUUCGGUUUGAGUGCUUUGCCAGAACAAGGGGUUAGUAUGCUGCGGACAACUUGUGGAACUCCUAAUUAUGUAGCUCCUGAGGUACUCAGUCACAAGGGUUAUAAUGGUGCUCCAGCAGAUGUUUGGUCCUGUGGCGUUAUCCUCUAUGUUCUAAUGGCGGGAUAUCUUCCCUUUGAUGAGCUUGAUCUUACCACGCUAUACAGUAAGAUUGACAAGGCAGAGUUUUCAUGCCCUGCUUGGUUUCCUGUGGGAGCGAAAUCUUUGAUACAGAGAAUUUUGGACCCAAACCCUGAGCAUCGUAUUACCAUUGAGCAGAUUAGAAAUGAUGAGUGGUUUCAAAAAAGCUACGUUCCUGUCCAUCUCCUCGAGUAUGAAGAUGUAAAUCUGGAUGAUAUAAAUGCUGUGUUUGACAGUGUUGAGGAUCAGAGGGAUAAUCAGCAAUGUGAGGUUGAGGACACAGGUCCUCUAGUUCUUAAUGCAUUCGACAUGAUAAUGUUAUCUCAAGGCUUAAACCUGGCAUCAAUCUUUGAUCGGGGACAGGACACUAUGAAGUACCAAACACGCUUCGUCACUCAAAAGCCAGUAAAAGUGGUUUUAACAAGUAUGGAAGUUGUGGCACAAUCAAUGGGAUUCAAGACGCAUAUUCGUAACUAUAAGAUGAGAAUAGAGGGUAUUUCAGCAAAUAAGAAAUCUCAUUUCUCGGUUAUAUUGGAAGUUUUUGAAGUUGCUCCAACAUUUUUCAUGGUGGAUAUUCAGAAAGCAGCUGGAGAUUCUAGUGAGUAUCUCAAGUUUUACAAGAAUUUUUCUAGCAAUCUUGAAGAUAUCAUCUGGAAAUCGCCUCAUGAAACAAGCAAAUUGAAGACCUCCAAGAAUAGAAGCAAAAGACACUAG
This is a messenger RNA of Lathyrus sativus (Indian pea), 1341 nucleotides long. The record is from the annotation of a GenBank genome assembly. NCBI's taxonomy places the organism in Eukaryota, Viridiplantae, Streptophyta, Magnoliopsida, Fabales, Fabaceae.